Trichosporon asahii var. asahii CBS 2479 is the source of this 2838-nucleotide messenger RNA. RefSeq lists its product as uncharacterized. Bases 1 to 2838 code for a protein of 945 amino acids. The record is from RefSeq and is a predicted model, not a curated record. NCBI's taxonomy places the organism in Eukaryota, Fungi, Basidiomycota, Tremellomycetes, Trichosporonales, Trichosporonaceae. The transcript is spliced from 3 exons. Gene Ontology annotation, biological process: regulation of ER to Golgi vesicle-mediated transport; endoplasmic reticulum to Golgi vesicle-mediated transport; retrograde vesicle-mediated transport, Golgi to endoplasmic reticulum. Gene Ontology annotation, cellular component: Dsl1/NZR complex.
AUGCUCGCGCAAGUCCGCCAGCUGGCGCAGCCGCCAGACGAGGAUGCGCUCAAGGCGCGCGUGCUUGCGUACCUGAACGCAAACUAUCCGGACUUGGCGUCACUCGAGGGCGCUGGCCCGUCGGCGCUGACACCGAAGAGGCACUCGAGGGGUCAUUCUCUCACCAAGGUGCCGUCUCGCCCGAGCAGGCCUGGGACGCCAUCGGGUCAGCACUCAUCAACCUCUAGGUCAGGAAGGACACUCGACGAGGACAUUGCGUACUGGGAGGAAAGGCAAGAGGAGUCGCAAGCUACGCUUGAGGCCGCCGAAGCAGAGCUGCCAGAUGCGAUCGCUGCGGCGCGGACGGCACUCAAGGGGGUCCUGGAGCGCUCCCAGGAGCUGAGUCUGCGGCGGUACGAGCUGAGCGAUGCGAUCGGCUCCCUUCUGGCCGAGCUCGACAGCUCGCGCUCCCUCGACGACGGAACGACGACGGACGGGGAAGACGGAUGGGGCUUUGACAAUGCCAGCACGAAAUCGAAGCGAGGGCCGACCUUUCUCGAGCAGGUGGAGGCGACGCACGCCGAACUCGCUCUUCAAGCUGACAACAGUGACCGCGUGCUGGACCCGAAGGCGCACGACCCAUCGCCUCUCGCCGCGCUGCCGCUGUUCCGGAGGCUGAACGACGGUGUUGAGAGUACCGAGGCGGCGCUUCCGCCAGGCAUGGCGCUCGUGCAGCAGCUGCACCGCGUGCGCGACGACACUUGGGACGCAUUGAAGGGUGUGCUCGGCGAGCGCCUGUGUGCGGCCGCCAAGCCGCUCGGCUGGCCGAGAAGGGUCGACUAUGCGUCCGCUUCCGUCGAACAGAGGCGGGCGUUUGAGUACGCGUACGCUGACAUGCUCGCGAUGCAGGCAGAGGGUGAGCGUCUCGGACUGCGCCCGACGCCGAGCGAUCCAGCCUGGGCCUCUGGCGUGGGCCUGUACCCGCUUCAAGCACUCGUGGAGCCCAUCAACCUCCGGUUCAGGUACCACUUCAUGGGCAGCCGCUCUACCAACCGUGCGGACAAGCCCGAGUGGGCCUUCUCCUCGAUCCGGGACACGCUCGUGGACCUCUCCCCCUUCCUCUCAGGCUACGUGCAGCCGCUGACGCUCCGGUGCAUGCCGCAGCUGCAAGGCGUCAACGUAGUGGACGAGUUCACGAUGCUCCUGUUCCCGAUCCUGCUCUCGUUCUUGCGUGUCCGUGUGCCCGCGCUACUCUCGCAUCCGGCCCUGCUGGCGCACACAGUGUACCAGUGCGUGCUGUUUGACGACUCGAUCCGCGCUGGCGGCUUCCAACUCGGCCGCACGUCACUGUACGACGGCGGCGAGUGGGAGGGACUCACGGGCGCUGUGCUCCGUGAGGAGGGGUGGUUCGGCAAGUGGCUCGAGGGCGAGAAGCGAUUCGCGGAGGACACGCUGAACGACAUCAUCUCGAGUCCCUCGGCGUGGGAGCUCGACGACGCCGACGACGCAGAGGACGAGAGUGAGGCGGGCGGCCCACGCACCGAGAGUGCUCGCCGCGUGACGUCCCUCCUCCUGCAGAUCACGGACCGGUAUUCCUCCCUCCCCGGCCUUGAAUUCCGGCAGGCCUUCCUGAAGGGUGUCCAGCUCCCCUUGCUCUCCGCGUACCACACGCGCAUCUCGGGCAGUCUCGAUGCCUUCGAGACCCUGUCGUCUGCCUUCGUGCGCGCCGUCCCCGGCUCGCUGACACUGGGCCGGGGCACGGACGAGAAGCUGAAGGGUCCCGCGGGCCUCGAGCGUCUGCUCAAGGCACACGCGUCCGCGGCCCCCGUCAGCGCCUCGCUGCGGGAAUGGGGCGACGAGCCGCUCUUCGUUCAGACGUGUGCUCUUCCGAUCUUGCAGAUCACGGACCGGUAUUCCUCCCUCCCCGGCCUUGAAUUCCGGCAGGCCUUCCUGAAGGGUGUCCAGCUCCCCUUGCUCUCCGCGUACCACACGCGCAUCUCGGGCAGUCUCGAUGCCUUCGAGACCCUGUCGUCUGCCUUCGUGCGCGCCGUCCCCGGCUCGCUGACACUGGGCCGGGGCACGGACGAGAAGCUGAAGGGUCCCGCGGGCCUCGAGCGUCUGCUCAAGGCACACGCGUCCGCGGCCCCCGUCAGCGCCUCGCUGCGGGAAUGGGGCGACGAGCCGCUCUUCGUGUCCAUGUCCGCCGAGCUCGGGAGCGACACCCUAGACACGGGUGUCUGGGACGGCAUGGCGGACAAGUACUCCCGCCUAGCCUAUAGGGCCGAGGACAUGGCUGUCGCGCAAGCAAGCAGUUGCGUCGAGACACAGCUCCGCACCUCCAGGCAGAACUGGGUCACGGACGAGGACGCGCAGCUCGACAGUGCCACCGUCGCCGCUGUGACGGAGUACAGUGCGCUGCUCCGCCUCCUGCCCCGAUAUUUGGCCCCCUCGGCCUUGCUCCGCGUCUAUCGCAGGUUCACGACCCGCGUCGUCGCCGCCAUUGCUGAGAGCAUCGCCUAUGCCAAGUUUAACGCGAACGGGGGUGCCGCAUUCCUCCACCUUGUUCGGGACUGGGUCGCCAGUGCCCACGACGCACUCAGCCCCGUCCUGGGCCAGAGGGCUGGUCUGCUCGAUGCGCCCUGGCGCCGCCUUGAGGAAACGGCGCGCAUCCUCGCCUUGCCGAGCGAUAGCUCGGGGAGCCAGGUGGGCGUCGAGGGCGUCACGUUUGCGCAGGGCAUGGCGGCCGCUUGGGGCGGCGAAGAGGCCUUUGCGAGUCUCCAGGACCGGCUUGGCGUCCGCGACCUUACUAGAGAUGAGGUGCAGGACGUGCUGAGGAAGAGGGAGGAGUGCUGGCGAUGA